AUGUAUCGACAAAUGCUGAAAAAUGGGAAUUUGGGAAUCGAGACCGAGAAAAUACCCGAAAUUCAGCUAUCCGUGGAAACGGAAGAGACCAAGAGUCUUAUGGAAAAGACAGAAGAGCAACUCCUCGAGGAACGAGAGAAACGUCGACAAGUCCGUGACAUGAUUUCUGGAUUUCUCAAUCAAAUGGCACAGAAAGAUGAUCAAACGAUAGGAAUAGGUCAACAAACUUUAAAGCAAUUGUGCCGAAUUGACGAAGAUCAAAAAGUGAUUUUGAAGAGAACGUUUGCAUUGAUGGAGAAAGAUAUGGUCAACAAUGGGCUCAAGAUUCUUGUUUUACUCUUUGCCGAGUAUCCACAAUACAAAAAGAUUUGGCCGCAAUUCCGGGCGAUUCCCGACUCGUCGUUGAUGAAUGCGAUCGAAUUGAGAAAACAUGCAUCGGUUUACAUGUGUGGUCUUCGACAAAUCAUCUACUCUCUAGAGAACGAGAAAGAUCUCGCCGAUCAUUUAAAUCGAAUCGCUCGCGCUCACAUCAAAUGGAGUGUCUAUCGGCAUCAUGUCGAGCACAUGUGUGCACCAGUAUUGGAGACACUGGGCGCGGUGAGUGGUGGAAUUGAUGAGAAGACAAAAGAGGCGUGGACUCGUCUCUAUGACGUCAUCGCGAAUCUGAUCGAAAUCUACCGAGAAGUCAACAAGAAUAAAGUGACCCGGAGA
Messenger RNA from Mesorhabditis belari, 711 nucleotides. The record is from the annotation of a GenBank genome assembly. Lineage: Eukaryota; Metazoa; Nematoda; Chromadorea; Rhabditida; Rhabditidae.